Molecule: messenger RNA, 1230 nt
Organism: Asterias rubens (European starfish)
Lineage: Eukaryota; Metazoa; Echinodermata; Asteroidea; Forcipulatida; Asteriidae
Product: NFATC2-interacting protein-like
Exons: 8
Coding region: 20-1099 (359 amino acids)
Biological process (GO): cytokine production; positive regulation of transcription by RNA polymerase II
Source: RefSeq, a predicted model, not a curated record
UUUGAACAGGAACAACAACAUGUCACUGUCAGACAAGAGCGAGGUAAAAGUGAAGACAAAAAAGGAAGAGGGUACAGAACCUAAGAUGAAGAGGGCGGCAACACAAAAGCGGCACAUAACGCUCCCGAUGGCCGAGAUCAAACCAUGCAAUAUAUACUCGUCAGCUGCUUACAGUAUCGUUCGGCCUUCAUUGGAUGAUCUUCAGGAUUCUGAUGAAGAAGACUGUUCUUAUAAUACACAGCACAACAAAAAGAAGAAACGGCCGACCAGGAGGAAUAAAAAGCCAAGCAGAGGCGUAUACUUUGACUCUGAUGACGAUGAUUUCCGUUGCAAUGGAGAAAGGACCCCUUCUAAGAAGACAUCCUCUACUGUUUCUCUUGAUUCACCGUGUUCCCCACCACCACCUCCUGAUCUAGGUAGCCCUAUGCAGAGGCCACUAGCGCAUGACAAAGUCACCUCUCAUCUACUCAGGAAAAUCAACGUGACCCUAACUAAUGUAAGAUGCGUCCAGAACGAGUUCUCCUCAGAUGAUGCAUUUUCUCCGCUCUCCAGGACGCCCAGAGGAUCAUUGUCGGUGAUCGACAUCGAUGCGCCUCAACCCCCACGGACCAGGAACUCCAUCACAGUCAAAGUGCGAUCGAAAUUCGGACUUCAUCGAUAUCAGCUUGCCAUGACUGAAAGCUUCAGCACAAUAAUAACAGAGAUUGCAGAGUUGGAGGGAGCCAGUAGGGACUGCGUCAAGCUGACUAGGGUUGGACACGACAAGGAAAUCACAGAGUUCGACACACCACAGUCUAUUAAUCUACACAUUGCAGAUAUCAUUGAUUGUUUGAUAGUUGAUCCUCCGAGUCUUCCAGGAUCCCAAGACACUGUUGAAGUCACUCUGCAAGGAAUGGAGAAAAACUCAAGUAUGACUACGAUAACCUCAAGGACUGAUCCCUUGGAGAGAAUAAUGGCGGAGUACAGUACGUUCUGUGGACACCCCGUCGCUAAGCUCAGGUUCUCCUUUGAUGGCGAGACGAUCAAACCAUCGGACACUCCAGAACUCCUAGACUUUGAGGAGGACACCAACAUGAUCGACGUUCAUAUCUUACGAUAAGUAAAGCAGUCGCCAAGAUGGUAUACAAAUUAUAUCUUACCUAUUCAAUAUCUACUAGGGCCCCUCGAUCCACUAAGCGAAAGCAGUAGUCCCGACCGAUUUUCUACCUUCCACCCAUGUACAAUUUUGAC